AUGAAAAGAAUAAAGGAAAAUGAAAAACAUCUGAAUACUGUGGACGAGAAGAGAAAGAAAUUCGAGAACGACACAUCCUGUAAAGAAGAAGACGAAUCGUUUGCAAAAACUAUGACCGGACCGCAAAGUUCGCAACCGAUGACAGAGAAACUACUCGGAGUCCAGUGGUGCACAGAAGAAGAUUGUUUUAUUUUCGACUGCAAGCAAUUUCUUGACGAGGAGCCCAAACAACACCCAACAAAGAAAGAUGUUGUUCGAGUGACGUCGAAAAUUUAUGAUCCUAUGGGAAUUAUUACGCCACUGACUGUAAAACUGAAACUGUUUUGUCAGAGCUUAUUUAAGAAAGACAUUGGAUGGGAUGAACCGUUAGAUGAAGAGUCAUCCAAUACUUGGAAAUUGUUACAACAGGAAUUAAGAGAAGCGACGCCAAUUAAAAUACCACGGUGUUAUUUCAACGGAGUUAUAUCUGAAGAUAUCACCGCUAGUUUGGAAGGAUUCUGUGAUUCAUCAGUGAAGGCAUAUGCGGCCGUCGUGUAUUUAAGGCUAGAAACAAGAGAUGGCGUCCAAUUGAACAUCGUAGCUUCAAAAACUAGAGUAGCACCUUUGACGAAGCAAUCUAUACCGAGACUUGAACUGCUUUCAGCACUAAUAUUGGCAAGAUGAAUAACGCAUGUAAAGGAAGCAUUGAAAGGAUAUAUCAAUAUUUCAUCCAUACGUUGUUGGUCGGAUUCGGAAGUUGCGCUCUACUGGAUAUGUGGCGAAACUCGUGAGUGGAAACAGUUUGUACAAAAUAGAGUCCUAGAAAUAAGAAGUCUUGUUCCACCAGAACUGUGGAAUCACUGUGCUAGCAAGGAUAACCCGGCUGACAUUCCGUCGCGAGGAACAUCCCCAGUAGAACUAUCAAACAGUAUGUGGUUUAGCGGACCAAAAUGGCUGAAGAUCUACGCCGAUCCGAGUGAACAAACAAGUAUGAAUGAGAGUGAACCUCCAGAGGAAGUGAUCAAGGAAAUGAAAUUAGAGAAGUCAAAGAAACCUUCAGAAACGUCAUCCUUUAACACGACCUGUGAAGUAGGACAUAUUGGUGAAAUUGUCGAUUGUAAGAGAUUUAGUAGCUUAAACAAACUACAGAGAACUACAGCGAUAGUGUUGAAAUUUAUCCAGAUGUUGAAAUCAAAGAGAGAUCCGACCGUUAAAGCAAAGCCAUUAACAGAUUACAUGCUACAAGCGGAGGAACUUUGGUUAAAAGAUGUUCAAUUUCAACUGAUGUCGAAGGCGAAGACAAGAAAAUGGGAGCGAGAAUUCGGACUGUACCGUGAUGAAAGAGGUAUUUUGAGAUGUGAAGGCAGACUCAAGAAUGCAGAAUUAACUACGACGCAGAAACACCCAGCAAUCUUGGAUGCGGAACAUUACGUAACGUCACUAAUAGUGAGAGAUAGUCACGAAAGAGUAAAACACAAUGGUGUAAAGGAAACCUUAACAGAGAUUAGAUCGAAAUUUUGGAUUGUUAGAGGUCGUCAAUACGUGCGAAAACUGAUACAUGAAUGUGCGGUAUGUCGUCGACAGGAAGGAAUUGCUUACAAACCACCAGAUCCACCAGCCAUGGCGAGAAAUAUUGGACAUGGUCAAAAUUCUUGUACCCAGAUCCCAGAUGGUAAAAUUCUUGCGCGCGUGCAGCAAAAUGACCACUAUCUCGUUUUGUAAAGAGUUGGAUAAUCUUACGACGGCUGAUUAUUACGCUGUUUCUAACCAAAAGAAAAGGAGAAAGAAUGAGUACGGGGAAAAUUAUUUUGCCAUAGAUCGUUUAAUUGUCGAGAGAAGCGAGCAAUGCGUAAGUUCGGAAUACAACAACAUAAAAAAUAAGCAAAAAAGCUGAUAUUGGCACUGAAAAUGACCAAAAUUGCGAAAAAAUAUUCGAAAAUGUUUGAAACCAUGGCAACAAGCCAAGGCUCGGUUGCUUAGCAAAGAUGGCCGAUUAAAAACAACUUCAGUUCUUUCUCGAAGUGUUUUUGAUGGAAAACGGCUGAUUUUGAUAAAAUAUAAGCACAAAACAUGCUGAUUUUGAAGGGCAAAACCGCAAGAAGUAUAUAUUCUUCACGUUUUUGCACUGAUGAGUGUUCAAGAUCAUUGCUUGAAAUUUUGAAAACCGUUGGAAACGUUUGCAUAUUGUUGGCUGAUCUCACGUAAACCUUAGAUGAACGAUAGCCAAAAUCGAGAAUUCGACGUCAAUAACUGCAUUUCCCUAUGUUCACACGCUGUUGGCUAUUUUGUGAAAAACCGCAAGAGAUAUGAGCGUCUGAAUACUAUCUAUUAUAUCAAAAUAUCGGGUUUUACGUCUUAAAACAAAAUCAGUUGGAAAUGAGAAACAUUUUCAAAAGAAUUUUGAGGUAAGGCCAUACUUGUUCUUUACCCCAUUCAAACUCCUAUAGUUUUGCGUGCCCAUUUUGUUUCAAAUGUUUUCCAAGUCUGUGUAUUUACUGCGCGUGCGUGACCAAUAUUUCUCGCCAUGUGUAGUUAUGUGCUUGGUUAUCCAAAGGGCCUAUGUCAAUACAACGACAACAGUCAGGUGUAAUAAACUCUUACAGUUUAUACCAGGUUUGUACAUUCCAGCAUUAAAUCAAGCUGUACGUGCAGGUAGCUUUCUAAAGUCAACGGCCAGUAGUUUAUUACAAAAAUCAAAAUACCUUCAUCUGUUGCUACCGUCUCAAAGUAGCUCGAUCGAGAGCUUGGGACCAGAUUUUGAUCAUCAGCAGUUUCAGCCACAUUUGAAUUUAGUUCGCAGUUUGAGUGAACUGUGGGAUCUGUAAUGAAGUUGAAGGACUUGCAUUUGGAAUUCAGUGAAUUCUCUAACGAACAAUGAUGAGCACAUGUUAUUUGGUUUUGUGCAGUUAUGGAUCGCAAAAGACUAUCCUUGAGUCGAUACUCUGCCAAAAAAAACAAGAGAUUAGACAAUGAAUCGAUAAAGUUCAAAAUAAUUAUCGAAAGUUCAAAAGGGAAAUUCUCAAGGAAAUUCCUGCAUUAUAUAUUCCAAUUUAUAUGCUCUAAUACUAUCAGAUGAAGCAAGGUAGAAAUUUAUUGUCCAGUGCAAGUUUGGAUCGUUUAACUUAAACUCUCUUUUGUUUGAUCCGAAAGAUAAUAUUUUCACCAUGUUUGCUGGAAGAUCGAAAAUCAAGCCACUCGGAUACUGUAUUUAAUUCAACGCACUGCAAUGAAGUUUAAAUAAACCUAACCGAGUCUUAUAAACGCCAACUUAGCUGCCUUUGCCUAAGGGUAAUUUCUUGAAGAAAACUGCAUGGAGAACCCGUAGAAUAUAAGGUUAUAUAUACAAUAACCUUGCUGGUGGGCUCCCUAAAUGCCCACAUCGACUGUAUUCAUCAAAAAAUUGGACUGAGAUGCAUUUUCAGUUUAAUUUUAAACACAGCAGGAUCCUUUCAUGUUUGCUACUCGUUCGCAUUUAAUUAAUAUCAUUUCAGGGUGGCAUUUUCGUUUAUAAAUAAAUUUAUAUUGGAAGCUAAUUUUUCACACAUAUUGACAUAUUUCUUUAAUAAACCUGAAAUUUAUUCAGACCGACAAUCGUAUACCAAAGGUUAAUCGAAGGGCCUUUUCCCCACUUCAAUGGUCCAAAGUUACAAAACCAGAUGCGCGAUGAGUAAUGCUGUGUAGUUGAAUGUGAAAACGAUGUGGCGAAGGUAUACAAACAUACAUGUAUACGAACAUCAUUCUUUCUUCGAACAACUAGAACUUGGAAAUAUCUCCCGGAGAAUUUAAGGCUUAAUAAUUUUUUUUAUUCAAUUUAAGAAAGGAAUAUUAGCAUACUACUUGACUGCAUUACGAUCCUUCAUCCUGCUACAACGUUGAUGAUUCACGAACUUGGAAGAAUGUCUGUAUCAAAUGUAACACAAGCAGACGUCAAAUGUGCUGCUGUGGUGUCACAGCUUCUUUAACGCAAUUGUUAUAUGAUGUUUGGAAGCGAAGCACAAUAAAUAAAAACAUGCAGGAUUAAAUUUAUCUGUCCCAAAAUGCUGAUUUUCCCUCGUGUCAAUUUAGAACAAGGGCGCUUUCCAUUUAAUGGCCUGACCCGUCAGAUCCGAAUUCUUCUCUGUAGCAAUGGAAAGAUCUGGUAUAUGUUUCUCAAAUAUCUAGCGAAAAUGGACCUCAUUCUAAUUUUAUCUAAAUUUUUCGGUCAGAUAGGUCCGAAGCCCUGUUGAAUGUUUCAUUCAACAAUUUGAACGUUCUGACCGGUCUGGCCAUGUUGAUGGAAAGCGUCCCAAGAGUUGAAUUUUCUUAUAUUGUUCAAAAUUUAUUACAUUAUACUAUAAAUAAACAGGGUCCGCGCCGGACAGUUGGUCGUAUAUUUUAGAGUGAAUUACUGUUUAAUUAGAAAAUAGUAAUUAAAAAAGUACUUUAAUUUUAAGAGUUUUAUCACAACCUCACCCAGGGCAUUUACUCCAAAUUAUACACUUAAUAUUAAAAUAUUUACGAAUUUUGGAAACAUUACUCAAUCUGUUCACUGUUUAAUUCGUACAGUUAACAAAUUGUCUAUAGUAGUCCAAUAUGUAUAUAUGUGCAUGUCGCCAGGUUGUCUAAUUGACACGCGUCUCAUAGUCG
Messenger RNA from Paramuricea clavata, 4605 nucleotides. Lineage: Eukaryota; Metazoa; Cnidaria; Anthozoa; Malacalcyonacea; Plexauridae. The record is from the annotation of a GenBank genome assembly.